Cherax quadricarinatus is the source of this 1875-nucleotide messenger RNA. RefSeq lists its product as uncharacterized. The record is from RefSeq and is a predicted model, not a curated record. NCBI's taxonomy places the organism in Eukaryota, Metazoa, Arthropoda, Malacostraca, Decapoda, Parastacidae.
AUGACAGCUGCGUUGCCUGGGCUCUUCACUCGGCCUUACUUGGUCUUCAACAAUCAGUUCGGUGUUCCCAUCUUCACCGACAACGAUGAGGACGGCGUACCAACCAUUAGGAACAUACCCCUGGGAAUAGUCAGCUUCGUUAUCAUCCUUGACGCACUCGCUCGGGAGUACAAGUAUGGCAGGACCUUCACGGACGACCAGAUGUCCAUUUACCGCUCGCUGGAAGCCAGGUUAGACAACUCUUAUGGACAAGACGGUCGAUUUUGUUUACUACGGUUCAUCUGCGAGGUGCAGAAGUAUCCCAUAGAGGAGUGGACCAUUGUGGGCCAGCUGAUAAAUGCAGUCUUCACGCCUGGAGAGGACGAGAGAGAGGAGAUGGUGGAGUACAGAGAAGCACGACUGACUGGGAGGCUGGAGGAGCCCGAAUCUUGCAUCUUUGCCUAUGGUCAUAGGUGCCCCUUCAGCAUUUUCAACUACUUUUCGGAACUCGAUGUGCUGAUGGCACAAGGUGACCUGGACCUAGAGAGACAAGGUGACCUGGACCUGGAGAGAGAAGGCGACCAGGACGGGUAUAUGUAAGAUUACGAGGGCAGACAAGGCGACCCUGAAGGGAUACUGUGAUCCGGACCUAGAAAUAGACGAUGUGGACAGACAAGAAGACUUGAAUCCUGGGUACAAAAGGAAAUGUGGAGAGACAAAAUAACCUGGAUACAGAGAGACAAGGCCUAAGGCCUAUUAGUUGUGCAAUUAAAAGUAUGUGAUUAGAAGUAAUUUAUCAACACCGGAUGAAAAAAAAAAUAUAUAAAAAAGGAAGUUAUAUUUAUUAAAAAAAAGAAUGCGACUUUAAAUAUAUGGCGAUCAGUAAUUCCUCAACAAACUACAAUGUGCCCACAAAAACACUCUCUGAUUUCAAACAGGUAUAACGUGUACCUUUAUUGUAAUAAUCUUUCACAGUUAGUAGCUUCAGAUGCAGGAUUUCAUUCGGUUUCAUGUGGUAUAGGGUAGCAUUAAAGGCACUCAGUGUGCGUCCCUCUGGUUGCUCGGCAAACAUCGAUGCGAUAAUCCAGUUCGGUUCAGACGCUCUGCAGCAUAUCUGGUGUUAUCAUGCGAACUGCUUUAGUGAUUGAAAGUAUCAGCUCCUCCAGGGUUGCAGGUAGUGGUGGUACGUAAACUGUGCUCUUCACGUACCCCCAAAGAAAGAAGUCACAAACAGUUAGGUCCGGUGUCCUCGCAGGCCACUAUGAUGUGGUACCUUGGGUACUUAACUGACAGCUGGAACAACGGAUUGGGAACAUAGCUGACAGCUAGAAGAACUAACUGGGAACUUAGCUGACAGCUAGAACAGUUGAGACAACAGAUUGUACUGACAGCUGGAACAACAGAUUGGGAAACUGAAAGCUGGAACAACAGAUUGGGAAACUGAAAGCUGGAACAACAGAUUGGGAACUUAACUAACAGCUGGAACAACAGACUGGGAACCUAACUAGCAGCUGGAACAACAGAUUGAGAACUUAACUAGCAGCUGGAACACCAGGCGUCUCCAGGUAUACUCCAGAUAAGUCAGACGAACAGGCAGCACCUUCAAAAUGCACACAUGCGUGUGCUGCUCACGACACACUGAUAUAGUUUGGGUUCAUCUCAUCAGUCUUGCAGAGGUUAACCCAAGACUCACGAAAUGUUAAUAAUGCGAUUGCAAAGAAACCACGGAACGGAUGGGGUUUAAACCGAUGGCGAGUGGGUCGUGAAACUCCAGGCCAGUGGCUUACGCACUGGUCUGGAGUUUUACGACUCACUCGCCAUGGGUUCAAAUCCUGCCCGUUUUUUUUGGUUUGUUAGGUUAACCCAAGUUGUUAUAUGAAUUUUGUUUUAAUUAAA